This is a messenger RNA of Struthio camelus australis, 2253 nucleotides long. The record is from RefSeq and is a predicted model, not a curated record. NCBI's taxonomy places the organism in Eukaryota, Metazoa, Chordata, Aves, Struthioniformes, Struthionidae.
AGACCUGCUAGUGCUAAUUAUUAACUCUUUUUUCAGAUCUAUAACAGUAUACCUGAAGUCAACAAUGUUUUCCAAGCUAGCCCACUCUCGGACCGUCACUGUUCUCUGUCGAGGUGUUCAUGCUUCAGUGAGUUCUGCUACCUCAGUUGCUACUAAAAAAACCGUCCAAGGACCUCCAUCCUCUGAGUACAUAUUUGAACGUGAGGCUAAAUAUGGUGCCCACAACUAUCACCCACUGCCUGUUGCUCUGGAAAAAGGAAAAGGUAUUUAUGUAUGGGAUGUUGAAGGCAGAAAAUAUUUUGACUUUCUGAGUGCUUACAGUGCUGUCAAUCAAGGCCACUGUCAUCCAAAGAUUGUGAAUGCUCUGAAAGCUCAGUCUGAAAAACUGACCCUUACAUCUAGAGCAUUCUACAAUGAUGUACUUGGUGAAUACGAGGAGUUUGUCACCAAAAUGUUCAAUUACAACAAAGUUCUUCCAAUGAACACAGGAGUGGAAGCCGGAGAAACUGCCUGUAAACUGGCUCGAAAGUGGGCAUACACUGUGAAAGGAAUUCCAAAAUACAAAGCAAAAAUUAUUUUUGCGGCUGGCAACUUCUGGGGUAGAACAAUGUCUGCUAUCUCUAGUUCUACUGACCCAUCCAGUUAUGAUGGCUUUGGACCCUUUAUGCCAGGUUUUGAAGUGAUACCAUACAAUGAUCUACCGGCUCUUGAGCGGGCGCUUCAAGAUCCCAAUGUGGCAGCUUUCAUGGUUGAACCAAUUCAAGGUGAAGCAGGUGUGGUUGUUCCUGACAAAGGCUACCUCACAGGAGUGCGGGACCUCUGCACAAAGCACAAUGUUUUAUUUAUUGUGGAUGAAAUACAGACCGGUUUAGGUAGAACGGGGAAAAUGCUAGCUGUUGACCAUGAAAAUGUGAGACCUGAUCUAAUUCUUCUUGGAAAGGCCCUUUCUGGUGGCUUAUAUCCUGUCUCAGCAGUACUAUGUGAUGAUGAAAUUAUGUUGACCAUUAAGCCUGGUGAACAUGGAUCUACAUAUGGAGGAAAUCCAUUAGCUUGCCGUGUGGCCCUGGCAGCACUGGAGGUAAUUGAAGAAGAAGACUUGGUUAAAAAUGCAGAAGUAAUGGGUAACAUAUUGAGAAAAGAGCUCAUGAAGACGCCAUCUGAUAUCGUAACUUGCGUAAGAGGAAGAGGACUAUUAAAUGCAAUUGUGAUUCGGGAAACCAACGGGUUCUCUUUCUUAAAUAUAUAUAUUGCUGUAUCUGGACAAGCUUUCAGCAGUGGAAGAGCAAAACUCAGGGUGCUGGUGGCAAACUUUAUAAACAUCUCUCUCCCCUCUUGUUUUUUUUUCUCCUCCCCCCCCCCCCCCCGUGAUAACGGACUUCUUGCCAAACCUACCCAUGGUGAUAUCAUUCGACUGGCACCGCCGCUUGUGAUUAAGGAGGAUGAAAUCAGAGAGUGCAUUGAAAUAAUUCAUAAGACCAUUCUGUCGUUCUGAAUACGUGGCUUUUCAAGUGUAUCUGCUGACUGACCCAAGGUGAUGUGUUGAAAUAUGUACUAUGAAGGCCUACUCUUGAAGCAAGCAUCUUUCAUUCCUUUUAUCUAAGAAGACUUAACUCUUUAAAAUUUAGCUAUAUCUUUAAAUUAUAUUGGAUCUGAAGAAAAUAAAUCAUGAUUCUAAAGAGCUUCCAAUCUUGAUAUGCUUGGAAACAAAGUGGUGAGGUUCUGUUCAUCUAGUUAUGUACCUACUGAACACUUAAGUCAGAAUGUUUGAGGAGAGAUAAAUGUAGAAAUUUGUUUAAUUAUUGAAAGUCUUGCCCAAAGUUUAAAGUGCAAUUUAUAUAUAUUUUAAUAAGAGUGGUCGUACACUCUCCUAGAAUUCUCCAAAACUUCAUAUUUGGCAUUUUCGCCCCUUGGCGAGAUGUCUGUAGGGCAGAAGCACUUGUCAUUGUGGUUGAAUUUCUGUUUCUCAUUUGUAGCUAGAAGAAACUUCUAAUACUGAAGGUGUGACAAACUAGAUGUUAUGCUGGUGAACCUGACAAGCAUCAGGUUAUGUUCUGUAUGUAAAAUAUUUUGAUUGUAUGACAUGAGUUGCUGUUUUCAAGACUGGUCUCUGGCUUUCCAACUUGUAAAAUAGAUCUGAGUGUGCAGAUCUGUUUUUAUGGCUAUAAAUCUUUCUAUAAUCUACAUAUUUACAUUAAAACUUCUGUUACAUUAAAAAAAUAAACGUGCAAUUCAAAUCAACAGUGUAUUCAAAAA